AGCCGCGAACAGGUUCCCAGACCUCCGGAAACCAAGGGCGUCAGGGCCUGGGACGCGGGGCGGAGAGAAUCCUCGGAGCCCGUUUUACGACAGCGUGCGGCAGCGCGGGAGUGGCUUGACGGCAGAGCCGUGCCGCUCUCGGGGAGGUCACUCCGGAGACGGUGUUGGUUGUGGGUCGUGGGGAGCCGGUGACAAUUAUGUGGCGCGUCUGGGCGCGGCGGGCCCAGCAUGCAGCCCCCAGGGCGGCGCUCGGGGCUCGGAGGACGGCUGGGCGGGAGGGACCCGGAGCUCCGCGCGGGACUGCGCGGUCUGGGCUGGCUGCGGUUCGUUGCAGCAGAGUGACCACGGUGUAUGGCGGGGUCCGGGCACUCUGCGGCUGGAGCCCCAGUUCUGGCGCCACGCCGCGGAACCGCGUCCUGCUGCAGCAGCUUUGGGGAUCGCCCAGCCGGCGCUGUUACAGUCUCCCCCCGCAUCAGAAGGUUCCAUUGCCUUCUCUCUCCCCAACGAUGCAGGCAGGCACCAUAGCCCGGUGGGAGAAAAAGGAAGGGGACAAAAUCAACGAGGGUGACCUCAUUGCAGAGGUUGAAACUGAUAAAGCCACUGUUGGAUUUGAGAGCCUGGAGGAAUGUUACAUGGCAAAGAUCCUUGUUUCUGAAGGUACCAGAGAUGUUCCAGUGGGAGCAGUCAUCUGUAUCACAGUUGGAAAGCCUGAGGAUAUCGAGGCCUUUAAGAAUUACACCUUGGAGUCUGCUGCGGCCGCUCCUGCCCCGCCAGCAGCCCCUGCACCGGCCCCUGCUGCUUCGCCCCCUCCACCUUCUGCUCAGGCGCCUGGGAGCUCAUACCCCACUCACAUGCAGGUACUUCUUCCUGCCCUCUCUCCCACCAUGACCAUGGGCACAGUUCAGAGAUGGGAAAAAAAAGUGGGUGAAAAGCUAAAUGAAGGAGACUUACUGGCAGAGAUAGAGACCGACAAGGCCACCAUAGGUUUUGAAGUACAGGAAGAAGGCUAUCUGGCAAAAAUCCUGGUUCCUGAAGGCACGAGAGAUGUCCCUUUAGGAACCCCACUCUGUAUCAUUGUAGAAAAAGAAGCCGAUAUACCAGCAUUUGCUGACUAUAGGCCAACCGAAGUAACUGAUUUAAAACCGCAAGUACCACCACCUAUCCCCCCGCCGGUGGCGGCAGUUGCUCCAACUCCCUCACCUGCAGCUCCUGCACCUUCAGCCACCUUGCCAGCUGCACCUGCUGGACCAAAGGGACGGGUGUUUGUUAGCCCUCUGGCAAAGAAGUUGGCAGCCGAGAAAGGCAUUGAUCUCACGCAAAUUAAAGGGACAGGCCCAGAUGGCAGAAUCAUCAAGAAAGACAUCGACUCUUUUGUGCCUACAAAAGCUGCUCCUGCUCCAGCAGCUGCUGUUCCUCCUCCUCCUAGUCCAGGAGUGGCACCAGUUCCUACAGGCGUUUUCACAGAUAUACCAAUAAGCAACAUUCGCCGAGUUAUUGCACAGCGGUUAAUGCAAUCAAAACAGACCAUACCUCAUUAUUACCUUUCCAUUGAUGUAAAUAUGGGAGAAGUCUUGUUAGUACGGAAAGAACUUAAUAAGAUGUUAGCAGGCAAAAGCAAAAUUUCUGUCAAUGACUUCAUCAUAAAAGCUUCAGCUUUGGCAUGUUUAAAAGUUCCCGAAGCAAAUUCUUCUUGGAUGGACACAGUUAUCAGACAGAAUCAUGUUGUUGAUGUCAGUGUUGCCGUCAGCACUCCUGCAGGACUCAUCACUCCUAUUGUGUUUAAUGCACAUAUCAAGGGACUGGAAACCAUUGCUAAUGAUGUUGUUUCUUUAGCAAGCAGAGCAAGAGAGGGCAAAUUACAGCCCCACGAAUUCCAGGGUGGCACUUUUACAAUCUCCAACUUAGGAAUGUUUGGAAUUAAGAAUUUCUCUGCUAUUAUUAACCCACCUCAAGCAUGUAUUUUGGCAAUUGGUGCUUCCGAGGAUAAAUUGGUACCAGCAGAUAAUGAGAAAGGAUUUGAUGUGGCUAGCAUGAUGUCUGUUACACUCAGCUGCGAUCAUCGAGUUGUAGAUGGAGCAGUUGGAGCCCAGUGGCUUGCUGAGUUUAGGAAGUACCUUGAAAAGCCGAUGACCAUGUUGUUAUAAUUAACCAGAGAAUUUCUAGACUCUCCCAGGUGACACUGGUUCAUUCUUAUCAGGAUAUUUAUAUGUCAUUAAACAGAUGGUUCUUUGAAAGUUAACCAUUUAGUUAUUUUUAUUACUGAAUAUGCCCAGAUAAGUUAUUUGUAAUUGGCAUUACAGAAUUUUUUUAAAUGGCAGUUAUAGUCAAGUGUUGUACACACUUAAUGAUUAUCAUAACACCAAAUUUUACUGUGUACUCAUAGUCAAGGGAUAGAUAGCCUAGCCCUUUGGGGAUUAAGUAUUCUCAUGAGGAAAUGUUGGAUGGGAAGAAUUGUAGCUCCUUAAAAACAUAAAAGUAACUUCUGACACCUUGGAGUUUUAAUUGCCCAAAAUAUUCUGCUUUCGUGUAAGGGAAAGAAAAGUGAAAAAAAUUUUCUCUUGAGGAAAGCUUGAAUUUUAAAUUUAACCUUGGUUUAAAUCAAGCUGCAAGCUUGAUUUUGGAAUUUCACAAGGUUUUCUGUUAGCAUGAUGUUGGUUUAUCCUGGAUAGGAAGGGUGGAGAACUUCAAGGAAAGUGAGAUUUUUUUACAUCAGCAGUUUCGUAGACUUUUUCAACCAACUGUACUUUGUGUUUCUAUGGAUACCUAAAUGAUUUUUCUCCUUAAAAUACAAACAUAAAUCAGAUAUGUGGUAUAACUGGGAAUUUAUGUGGGUAUUUAUUUAAACUUAAGAGUGUAUUUCUGAUAGCAGAAUUUUAUAGUUACCUCCACAUAAAAGAACAUAGAGAAUUGAACCAAAAUUGUGAAAGAUGUAUAGGGAAUUUUCCAAGAUCAACUGGUAGCUAGUAACAGAUGAAUUUACUCGGUAGAAUUUAUUAUUGAGAUAGUUCUGGAAAACUCUUAUCAGAUAACUAUGGGAAUAUACAGAAUAAGUGUACAUAUGUAAAAUAUGGAUGUGCCAAAGUCCAUUUAUAACUGGAUCCUGUCUGUAAAGAGGGGAAGGGAUACAUUGGUAACUGCUUAAGAUGGUAAGAGUGAUGCCCAUUUUGAUUAUUUCUACUUGGAUAAAUUUUAAAAAAAGGUAUUAAAAAAGUGUUUUCUAUCUUUCCAACCCAGCACUGUCUCAUGUAAAAUAAGCAAGCCCUAAAAUCUUGUUGGAAGGAAAAUCAAUUCUGUGGCUAGCUUAUCUAUCCAGCCUGAACACUUUUUUCAAACUUAUUAUUUUUGCCUUUUUUUUUUUUUUUUUUUUUUUUUUUUGAUGGGAAGGAGGAAGUGACUGAUACUCAAUGUAAUAAAAAUGAACUGGGAACAUUAUCACAAUUCCAGACUUUCUGUUGAAUUGAUGUGUUUUAGUAAGUGGAGAUAUUUAUGCGUAUCUAAAAUAAAUCUAGUGCUUCCUUGUAUAUGUGAUAUGUGGAGCUGGUCCCUGAAAUUUGCUUUUAAGCAUUGCAGUGUUGAAUUUAUUUCUAAAUGUUCCUUA
Molecule: messenger RNA, 3598 nt
Organism: Ochotona princeps (American pika)
Lineage: Eukaryota; Metazoa; Chordata; Mammalia; Lagomorpha; Ochotonidae
Gene: DLAT
Product: dihydrolipoamide S-acetyltransferase
Exons: 14
Coding region: 198-2144 (648 amino acids)
Biological process (GO): pyruvate decarboxylation to acetyl-CoA
Cellular component (GO): pyruvate dehydrogenase complex
Molecular function (GO): dihydrolipoyllysine-residue acetyltransferase activity
Source: RefSeq, a predicted model, not a curated record